AGUAGGCUCGUCAGUACAGCGCCGUUGUUGUUGGAGGGAUAUACCAAAAUGUAUGCAAGCUCGUGCUAGCAUUGAGCAAUUGGUUUACAAGAAUGCAUGCACAUUAAUGGGUGGAAGUGAAAUGCAAUUUAUCUUUGUUUUCUUGAGCAGGCUUUCACUACGGAGUGAGCGACCGCAACAUUGGAGGUCUCUCAUUAAAACUUACUGGAAGCCUACCCAAGCAUCUCUCAGAUAAUCUCACAUUGUCCAAGAACACCUUCAGAGACACUGAAUACAGCUCCGAAGCAUUGACCAGACCCAUGACUGCUUGAGGGAAGGUGGACCCACCGCAGCCCAUGCUGUUCUCCCUGCCCUCCCUCUUCCUCUAGCUGACACAGAACUGCAAACCAUCCAGGCACACCCCUUCCCUCCUCCACGGCCACCCCAUACCAGGUGGCCUUCCGACAAUGGCCUCUGGUACCGAGACCGUACACUACAUCCAUCUUCACAACUCCAGCCAGUCUGUGCUGGAGGCUCUGCGUUCACAGCGGCGCGAGGGCCUCUUCUGCGACGUGACUGUACGCAUCCACGAUGCGUCCCUUCGCGCCCACGCAUGCGUGCUGGCGGCUGGCAGUCCCUUCUUCCAGGACAAGCUGUUGUUGGGCCACUCUGAGAUCUCUGUGCCGCCGCUGGUGCCUGCAGAGACAGUGAAGCAGCUUGUGGAUUUCAUGUACAGUGGCUCCCUGGUGGUGCUGCAGUCCCAAGCCCUGUGCAUCCUCACCGCAGCCAGCAUCCUGCAGAUCAAGACUGUCAUUGACGAGUGCACUCAGAUCAUCUCACAGAGGAAGGCAGCUGCCGGUGGAGGGGGAGGAGGAGGAGUGAUGAUUGGAGGGGUUCUCCCUAAACAGGAGGAACGUGGAGGAGGUAAAGGAAGCAGUGGCGGCACCAGCGGAAGUUGUGUUGGGGGCGCUGGCAUCGGCGGGGUUUACCAGAGCUUCUCCAACUUUGCCAUGGGGGACUGUGUGGCCAGCAACAUGGGCACAGGCCUGGGCAGUGCUAGCAUUAGUGAAAGUGGACCCGGCACCAUGGAGCAGGCCAACCCAGGAGGGCUGAUGGCCCUGGGGGACAUGGGGCCUGGCUCCAUAUGUGGGACAGAUGGGCUAGGCUCCACAGCCAGCGCUGCUCUCCUUAAACAGAACUCCAGCUGCACUCAGGAUGUGAGGUACAAGCUGAGAGACCUGCUGGCACAGACAGCGAACGCCGGUACCACUGCCAGUAGCACAGGAAGCCUGUCUGUGGGCUGCAGUUCAGGGAUGGGCAGCGUGGACAGCAUCGGCAGAGACAGCAUCCGUGGCAGUACGGCAGACCUCUCGGAUGACCUCGUAGGAAUAGACAGAUUCAGUGAGGAAGAAGAGAUUGAUGGAAGAGACAGAGGGCGAGAUGGAGACAGGGAGAGAGGUGCGGGCCACAGCCGCAAGCAGAGGCAGCCACUCAGACUACAGGUUACCGGAGGAGACGGAGUGGUGGUAAAAGAUGAAGGUAUUCAGGAGGCAUCAGUUUUUUCCUUAGCGGAUGGAAGACGAGACGGAGAGCAGGAUGCCUCACAAGAAUCUAUGGCCAGCUUUGGCCAGGAGUUCUAUGAUGAGCCUGGGGUGUUUUCUGAGAGCUUUUGGCCACAGAGUGAACCUCAGACUAUGUCUUUCAACCAACGAGGAAGAGUUAACAAACCCCUGACCCCCCCUCCUUCCACACAGUCCAUUAACAACCAGUUACUUUUCCAGUACCCGGUUAGCCAGUCUCAGCAGUCAUCGUUUUUUGUGGGAGGACCCAUGGUGAUUGACAGCAUCGCAGGAACUGAUCCAACCCAGCAUGCUCCACCACAACCACCAAUGACGCCAGCCCCACCUCCAUCCACCACUUCCUGUUCGACAGGCCCCUCCCCUUCCUCCCAGGGCUCUGAGACGUCGUUCGACUGCACUCACUGUGGGAAAUCUCUGCGCUCCAGGAAGAACUACAGCAAGCAUAUGUUCAUACACUCUGGUCAAAAGCCUCACCAAUGCUCCAUCUGCUGGCGUUCUUUCUCUCUGCGGGACUACCUCCUCAAGCACAUGGUGGUGCACACAGGUGUGCGGGCCUUUCAAUGCUCCGUCUGUGGCAAGCGCUUCACCCAGAAGAGCUCACUGAACGUGCACAUGCGCACUCACCGAGCCGAGCGUACCUUCCAGUGCAAUGUCUGCCACCGGGCCUUCACCCACCGCACACUCCUGGAGCGCCACGCCCUGCAGCACGCCCACCACACGCCACAGGGGCAGGGGCGCGGGCCUGGCAUCACCUCCCCCAUCAAACACAGCCCCCCAGCCCUGGUCGGGCCCUCAGGUAUGGGUGGCCCCAGUGGGAUGAGCAGCGGGAUGGCCAACAUGGCCAGCCAUGGGUCGUCAUCCUCCUAAAAGAGCAGAGCAGCAGUUCCAAACCAGUCCUCCUUCAUAGUGAACCCCCAACCGAAAGAGCAUCAAACACCCAUUAGCUCAUUUUAGAGAGGUGGAUUGGUGUUUAGUUCAUUUGUUGGGGACUAGGUAAAAGCAAAGGAGUUGCACAUUGUGUUGCUCACAACUCAAAGAUGUGCAGAAGAGAGACAUCCAGGGAUAAGCAAUGACAGAUUAAUUGGGUUAGGGUGAACAUACUGUAAGUAGAGUCAGGGAGAUACCGAUAUAGGGCCUGAUUUUGCUGGACAGAAUUGUAAAGAUAAAGGCAAAGUCUACAUUAAAGGGACAGUUCACCCCAAAAUAUCAACCACAAAGAUGUCUACCGUUUCAAGUGAAAUAUAACAAGUUUGGGCAAGUUUUGUGGCGCUCAAAGCGCCAAAAAGAGAAACUUUAGAAAAACUCAACAGCAACGUCUUCUUUAAAAAAUCAUGACCCACUUACACUAGAAAAUGUUGAACAGCCCCCUUAAUGCUUGAAAUAACCGAGCAAUUAGUUUGACCUCCUAGAAACAAUCAGUUUAUAUACACGAAAAUGUGGCAUUAGUCAGGCUGUUCUGUUUAUCCUCCCCCUUCCUCAAGUGGCCUUCCCGUCAAUUCUAGGAAUUGUUAGUCUUGGAGUUUUGUCAUUGCUUUGCCCCAGCAAAAUAGGGCCCUAAAAGAGGAUUAUUUGAAAGAAAGAGGAUUGUUGAAAAGGUCAUCAAGGAGGGAGGGAGACGAUAGAAGGAGAACAAUUAUACAUGUUUAGAUAAAAGUAAAUGCUGGAAGGAUACGGAGUGACUGCUAGUUGCCAUCAGACGAGCUUGGACUCCGCACCCACAAGUUUGAGGGAAAACAUUGGGGUCUGUUCAUUGACUGUAAUACCUCUUUUUGCCUCUUUUUUGGGGUCUUCCUACAGUUGCUGUGAUUCAUGUUGUUGUACUUUGAUACUUCUGAUAAAUGUGUUUUUGUAAUUGAUUGCAUAUUUUGAUCUCAUUGUUAUGAAACAUCUGCAUGAGUAUUUUAAAACUUGUCCUGGACCACUGCACGCCAGCAAGGAGAAACAGCCAGCUAGCAGCACAAUUUUGCAGUACAGUGCUUAUGAUCAUGAUUCUCCAUAUCAUGAACAGAAGUUUUCUUAUUUAUAAAAAAUUAAAAUAAGAAAAAACAAUCACAGCAGAUGUUGAAAGAAACCAAAAGACAACUUUGCAUUAAAGUGUAUGGGGAGACCUCAAUGUUUCCCCAAAGGGAAAACAAUACAUGUGCCACUGGACGGCCCAGGAUCAUAUACCUCGAAACAGGAAGGCAGAAAAGAAAAGUGUACUAUGUUUUAUUUUGAAAUGUUUUCGGAACAUUUCAGCAUGUUUUACACCUACAAUUACCUCAGUGGUCCAAAGACGGGCAUUAUGGUCCACAUAUCUAAGCUUCAUAAAAUAAAAUGAAGAGUUGAAACAUAAGUUUAGAAACAUAUUUUUACUUUGUAAACCUACUAAAGAAUCUACUGUAGUGUGCAUUUGUCUGUAAGUCUUUAAAGAAAAAAAGAUCUGGCAGGAAAUUCAAAAGAAUUGGAGUCUACAUGAGCCACCAAGUAAAACUUGGUUGUCUAUUAUCUAUUGAUCAUUUUAUUAGGCUUAACGUGUAUUUGUUGCUAUGUUAUGCAUCAGGGCUGUUGCCAUUAGAUGGGAAUGGUUGAAAAGAAUUGAACCUUUUCUCCAACAUACCAAUAUAUAUUUUUUUAAGUUUUAGUUUGUUUGAUUAAUCAUGCAACUAUCCCUUAGUAGAUAUUGACUAGAAGUCAACAGUGUGGUGAUAUGAAUUACUACAUAAUUUAUUCAAAUUAUGUAUCCUAUGCACAGUCAGUUUUGCACAAUGUGUAAUUUUAUUUAGUACUAGUCGUUGAACCCCAGAUAUUUGUGAGACAAAUCUCCCAUCUCUAGCUUAUGUUAUUGCAGAGAUUUUAAAAGUUUUUCUUACCUUAAAGGUAAUUUGUUACAUAAACCUUAUAUCUACAGUCAGUGAUUGACUCUUGUUUAACUAAUGUUAUGGUCACCUUAGACUAAAUCUCACUUAAAGCUUUGACAUAGAAUGUCCCACUUUAAAAUAAUAGUUUCUUGAUCACAGGGAUAUAUCAAAGCUAGGCGCUACAUUGGUGAAGCCAUUUCCUUUUCAACCUGUUUAUGAAAGUUUCAUAGAACUGAGAUGAUCUCGUAUUUCUUACACAGUAUGAGAUGGCCCAAAAAACUUUUAAAGAGCUCAGAUCUUUUAAAAGUUCCAGCACCUAGGUCAGGCAUGAUUAUUAGCCUGUUUAGAGAUUUUAAUGUAUCCUCGGAAACUCCUAAUGGUUAGUACAUUUAGUCUGAGGUGGACCCAUGUACAGUGCUGUCUUAUGUGUGCUUCAAAGCCAUGUUAAAAUGCGUCCCAUAAUUAUCAUGUAUGGUUUUUGCCUUUUUAUUUGCUUUUUUGAACAAAGGGUGAUGUUAACUGUUUUUAUUACAUUCAUGUACAUUUAACAGAAGUAAAAAAUGUCAUAAGAAAAUUCUUUUUAUAAAUCCCAUGGUAUAUCACCUCUUAUGUAUUUAAGGACUAAAGGCAUGAUUUAACUUUUUAUGAAAAAUUACAUGUUAUACUACUUCAAUAAUUAUUGAACUUUAAAACUUGUGAUUUUAGACAUUUCAAAGAAUUCUUUGUCCAAAUAAAGUCUGAAUUGGCCAAAUGUAGUUUUAGCCUUGCAAAAUCCUUUUUUACAAAUGUGUGUAAAAUUAUUUGAUUUUUGCUAUUUCUUAAAAGAAAAAACGUGUUGUCAGUGUACAUCUACUCGGUUCUAACCAGUACAUUUGAAAGUAUAAGAGCUCCUUUUUAAUGCCUUAGAUUAAGUUUCAUUCUAGCCCAAACCUUUGAAGGUCUGUCUGGCGGUGCCUAAACUCUGUCCAGAAGGCCUCUGUUACUCAGCAACAUCUGUUCCAGUAACACUUUUUCCCGGCAUGCCGAGGGACACAGGCCCUCCCAAGAGUGGCCUUUUGUGUGCCCCAUUGUCAAUUCCAUCAUUGUCUGCGGAAGUCUGUUCCUAUAAUGCCAUGAUGCGAUAAACCUCUUUAGAGGCCAACAUCAUUGGGUUUUAAAUUAAGUUACUGAGUUUUGUAUUCUUUUAUUUCAUGGAAACAUCUUGGAAGUUGAAUGGGCAAAAUGCAAUGUUAAAACUUACUUUUCUAGGAGUCCAUUCAAGUUCCAAAUUUGUUAUUUUUAUUU
Messenger RNA from Osmerus eperlanus (European smelt), 5683 nucleotides. It is a transcript of the gene zbtb45, whose product is annotated as zinc finger and BTB domain containing 45. Lineage: Eukaryota; Metazoa; Chordata; Actinopteri; Osmeriformes; Osmeridae. Bases 447 to 2426 code for a protein of 659 amino acids. Gene Ontology annotation, molecular function: DNA-binding transcription factor activity, RNA polymerase II-specific; protein binding; RNA polymerase II cis-regulatory region sequence-specific DNA binding. The transcript is spliced from 6 exons. The record is from RefSeq and is a predicted model, not a curated record. Gene Ontology annotation, biological process: regulation of transcription by RNA polymerase II.